Molecule: messenger RNA, 2388 nt
Organism: Aspergillus melleus
Lineage: Eukaryota; Fungi; Ascomycota; Eurotiomycetes; Eurotiales; Aspergillaceae
Product: glycoside hydrolase family 95 protein
Exons: 6
Coding region: 1-2388 (795 amino acids)
Biological process (GO): carbohydrate metabolic process
Molecular function (GO): alpha-L-fucosidase activity
Source: RefSeq, a predicted model, not a curated record
AUGCGCCCUUUCGUACUCGCCGCCUCGACACUGGCGCUAUCGCUGUCACUCCCUCUAACAACAGCCAAAUCACUCUGGUCCAAUACACCCGGCGAUAAUGACAAUUUUAUCACGACGGCGAUUCCAUUGGGGAAUGGACGGUUGGGAGCAAUGCCAUUGGGCGCCUACGGCAAGGAAAUCAUCAAUCUGAACAUCGACUCGUUAUGGCGUGGCGGGCCAUUUGAAGAUGAGUCUUACACCGGCGGAAACCCCAACGCCUCCAUCGCCGCCGCACUGCCCGACAUCCGCGAUUUCAUCUUCCAGAACAAAACCGGCAAUGUGUCUGCCUUGCUGGGUGAGUUUCCUCAUUACGGGUCAUACCAGGUUCUUGGGAAUCUGACGGUUGAUUUGGGGCCUCUGGAUCAUGUGCAUGGGUAUAGACGGACUCUGGAUUUGGAGUCGGGUGUGUAUACGGAUGGGUUUAGUUUUGAGAAGGGGGGUAGGAAUGCGUCGGUUCAGCGAGAGGCGUUUUGCUCGUAUCCGGACCAAGUAUGUGUGUAUCGCGUGCGAUCAGAGUCAGGUCUUCCAGCUGUUCAGAUCGGGUUGGAGAAUCGCGUCGUUGAACCAGCUCCGAAAGUGAGUUGUCAAGGUAAUAGUCUCGUUCUUCACGGACAAACGGCUCCCAGCAUUGGGAUGAUCUAUAAUGCCAGGGCGACUGUCGUGACUGGUUCGAAGACAAGUAAAGACCUCUGUUCGUUGUCCUCGUCCACGUCCACUGUGAAAAUCCCACCAGGUCAACCGGAGGUAUACAUCAUCCUAGCGGCAGGGACGAACUAUGAUUCUUCCAAGGGCAACGCAGCCGACGGGUACUCAUUCAAAGGCGAAGACCCGACCUCCAGGGUUCAAGAGACCGUUACCAAAGCCAUCCGCAAGAAAUCCUUCACCCGACUCAAGAAAUCGCACAUCGCCGACUUCCAGUCGAUAUAUGGAGACUUCACGCUCAGCCUACCGGACCCGAACGGGUCGGCGAAGAAGCCGACAACGGACCUCCUCGCCUCCUACGAUCAACCGGGCGAUCCCUUCGUCGAAAACCUCCUCUUCGACUACGGUCGAUACCUGUUCCUGUCGGCGUCACGACCGGGCAGCUUACCGCCGAACUUGCAGGGUCUGUGGACGGAGCAGGACUCUCCCGCUUGGAAAGCCGACUACCACGCCAAUAUCAACCUGCAGAUGAACCACUGGGGAGUCGAGACGACGGGUCUCGGAGGACAGACGGAGCCGCUGUGGACUUAUAUGACGGAGACCUGGAUGCCGCGGGGCGCUGAGACAGCUCGACUUCUGUAUGGCGCGGAGGAAGGAUGGGUGGUGCAUAACGAGGUGAAUAUAUUUGGACACACGGCGAUGAAAAACGGCGCUGAAUGGGCCAACUACCCCGUCGUCAACGCGUGGAUGGCACAACACGUCUGGGACCAUUUCGACUAUACCCAGAACGUCACCUGGUAUCGACAGACGGGAUACCCGAUUCUCAAAGGCACGGCGCAUUUCUGGCUCUCGCAGCUUGUCGAGGAUGAAUACAGCCAGGAUGGAACGCUGGUCGUCAACCCUUGCAAUUCCCCAGAGCAUGGACCUACGACAUUCGGCUGCACACACUACCAACAACUAAUCUGGGAAGUAUUCGACCACAUCCUCCAAGGCUGGUCCGCAUCCGACGACACCAACGGUACAUUCAAGGCCGCCAUCUCAGCCGCACACACAAAACUCGACCCUGGAAUCCACAUCGGCAGCUGGGGCCAAAUCCAAGAAUGGAAACUCGACAUCGACACUCCCAAUGACACGCACCGCCACCUCUCCGAGCUCUACGGCUGGUAUCCAGGGUAUCUGCUCUCCUCGGUGCACGGAUCUAACCGGACGAUCAGCUCUGCCGUCGCGAAGACACUCACCUCGCGCGGCGACGGCACACACGAUCAGAAUACCGGGUGGGGGAAGGUCUGGCGGAGUGCGUGCUGGGCUGUCCUGCGUGACGCGGAGAAGGCGUAUGAGCUGCUGACGCUGGCUGUGAGGGAUAAUAUCGCACCAAAUGGGCUGUCGAUGUAUGGCGGGAGUCCGCCGUUUCAGAUUGAUGCGAAUUAUGGGAUUCUGGGCGCGGUGGUGGCGAUGUUGAUUAGGGAUUUGGAUGGCAGGAGGGCAGGUGCUGCGAGGGUGCAGGAGGUGGUUUUGGGUCCGGCGAUUCCCGCGGCUUGGGGUGGUGGGAGUGUGAAGGGGUUGAGAUUGAGAGGGGGUGGGAGGGUUGGGUUUAGCUGGGAUGAGAAGGGGGUUGUUACGUCUUGUCGGGCGGAUUUGAAGGGUAGUGGGAAGGGGGUGCCGGAGUUGGUGUUUUCUGUUCGUGGGGGGAAGUCGAUUGCAUGCUGA